Messenger RNA from Tetranychus urticae (two-spotted spider mite), 2343 nucleotides. NCBI's taxonomy places the organism in Eukaryota, Metazoa, Arthropoda, Arachnida, Trombidiformes, Tetranychidae. The record is from RefSeq and is a predicted model, not a curated record.
AUGUCACCAAGUCAAGUUACACAGGAAAACUCAACACAAGUUUUAUUAAAUAUAAGAAAAACUCAUCCAGUUAAUCAUUCGAAACAAAAACCAUUCAAAGUUGAUGAUAAAGUAAGAAUUGCAAGAGCAAAAGGAAUUUUUGAAAAAGGCGCCACAAGUAAUUUUAGUGAGGAAAUUUUCACGAUAAAUAAAGUUAAAAAAACACCUCAAGGAUAUGUUUAUCGCUUGAAAGAUUAUGAUGGAGAAGAUAUAACAUCUAUUUUUUAUCAUUAUGAGCUAGCUAAAGCUAAUGAAACAAAAAACUCAUUAACAAAAUUUACGAAUCGUCUACAACAUGCAAUUGCUCUCGAUGGAGAUUGGGUUGUAGGAAUUCAAGAAAUUUUUUAUCCAAUAGACUUGACACAGGGUUCAAGUGACGUGACUUUUAAUAUAAUAGGUGGUGGUCCAAGCUCAUAUUGGAUAACCAUAACUGAAGCUGAUGAUGUACAAAAAUUCGUUAAUAAAUUUAAUGCUAAAGUUUCAAAAAUAUUUGAUAAACUCAAAAGUGAUCUUCAAAAAUCAAAAAAUGCUAAUAGGGUGCAAGGGAUGCAAAGUGAUCAAGCACCACAAACUGAACAAGUACUAUCUCCAGAAGGGUUUGAGUUUGUUGUGCAUGGAAUAGUGAACAAUCAAACAUAUGACAUUUUUACAAAGGAGCUUUAUCUGAAUAAUCUUUAUGCUCUUCAUAAGAAAGAGCGAAACCCUAAAGAAUUGCCUGUUGAUGUAAAACGUCUUAGUAUUGAGGCUAAAUUAAUAAACGAUAAUCUUGAAUAUACUGAUGAGAAAAAAGAAGAAUUGAUUACUAAACUAUACGAAAGAGUAGGAAAAACUCGAAUGUCAGAAGAAAUGUUCCUAGCAGAAGAAAAGGAGAUAAUAAAAAAUCCUGAUCUCUCAGAGGACGCGAAAGAUAGAAAAUUGGAAGAACUCUAUACUUCUCAAGGUCGUGCACCGCCACCUAAAAGAGCAAGAAAAGACCCAGAUGUAGCAAAAUGGUUCAAACAAUUCAAUGCAAAACGACGGGAAUUAUCUGAAAAAAAUAAAGAGCUCAAGAGGAAAAAUGAAGAACUUGCUUCAAAACAAACUGAAAUAAACGACUUGUUUGAUAAAUUUACAACCGCUGAAAGGAAACUCAAUACAAAACUCGAUGAGAUUAAAGAAUUGAAUAAAUCAAUACAGAGUUUCGAGAAUGAGAAAACACAAUUAAACAAAGCCCGGGAUGAUCUUUCGAGAGAAAAACAAGCUUUAGAGAGAGAAAAAGUAGAACUUAUGAAAAGGUUGAAUAAAGCUGAUGAUGAGAUUAAGACCAAGAAAGAAGAAAUUUCACGUCUAACAACAGAAGCAAACAAAGUGAAUCCUCUUGAAAGACAACUUGCUGAAGCAAAAAGGAAAUAUGAUGAUUUGAAAACUGAAAAAACAGGAAUCGAUCAAGCAUUGUUUAAGGCAGAAAAGGAACUUAAUACUAAAAAGGAAGAAAUCAGACGUCUCACAACAGCUGAAACAGAAAGAAAGUAUGGUUCAUUAAAAACUGAGAAAGAAGGACUUGAAAGAAAGAUUGCAGAAACGGAAAGAAACUUGAGUACUUGUAACAGUAAAGUCGCUGAUUUGGAUGCAAAGAAAGCGAAAAUUGAAGCGUUAGAGAGAGACAUCACCGGAAAAGAUCAGCAAAUGAGAGAUAAACAAAUCGAAGUAAACAACUUGACCGCUGAACUAACAAAAGUUAAACAAGCACUUGACGAAUCUCAAAACAACUUGAAUGUAACCAAAGAUGAAUACACAAAAGAAAUUAACAAAUUAAAGGUAGAACUUGGUCUACAAGCUGAAAAUACAACGGAUGAAGUGACUAGUGAUAAACCACCAAGAUUAGAAUAUUCAAAAGGAGUAAUAUCGAUGAUAAGAGGGUGGUUAGGAAACAUUAAAUUGAUUCCGAAAUUUAAUGAUGCUGCUUUUAUAAAUGCUCUUGGUUUUAUUGAUGAUCCUAGUGAACAGUUGAUUACAAAUCCAAAAGUAACUGCAUCUAGGCCAGCUGAUUUGAAUGCAAGAUCAAGUUUAAUGUUUGUUUAUUCAGAUAUUGUUGCCCCUCAUUUUGUUGGCGAUACAUUUACGAGAGUCUUAAGAAUUUUACCUCUAAAAAGAGGGCAAAGACAUGAGAUUGUUCAUGAGAGAUUUGUAAAGCCUUUUUAUUAUCCUGUGAGGACAAAUCAAAUUGAGGAUGUGAAUUUCAUUUUGACUGAUGAAACAGGAAAUCCAAUUAAAUUUGCUUCAGGAAGGGUGGCAAUUGGUUUACAUUUAAAACGCUUUGUAUAA